AUGGAGAAGACGAAGGACAUCUUGCAGCGGAGGCUAAACCAACAAGAAUCGGAAGCGUUAUCACGAAUCCAAUCUGUUCCUUCCAUCAGACCCGGCGACGAUUCAAGCUUCUACGAGCACUUCGUUCUCACCGGCAUCAAAGUUGACAAAGUCCAACCCGGAUUCGUCUCUUGUUCUUUCAAAGUCCCUCCUCGCCUCACCGACAGUAAUGGAAACUUGGAAAAUGGUGCAAUUGCAACACUUGUAGAUGAGGUGGGAGGUGCUGUAAUCCAUGAAGAGGGUCUCCCCAUGAAUGUUUCAGUUGAUAUGUCUAUUUCUUUUCUCUCAACUGCUCAUGUUAAUGAUGAAUUAGAGAUUACUUCUAGGCUGUUAGGAAGGAAAGGAGGUUAUUCUGGAACAAUUGUUCUCCUAAAGAAUAAAGCUACUGGAGAAUUGAUAGCAGAAGGCCGGCAUUCACUAUUUGGCAGACAUAACAGCAAAAUGUAA
Messenger RNA from Lathyrus sativus (Indian pea), 486 nucleotides. The record is from the annotation of a GenBank genome assembly. NCBI's taxonomy places the organism in Eukaryota, Viridiplantae, Streptophyta, Magnoliopsida, Fabales, Fabaceae.